Molecule: messenger RNA, 1377 nt
Organism: Adineta ricciae
Lineage: Eukaryota; Metazoa; Rotifera; Eurotatoria; Adinetida; Adinetidae
Source: the annotation of a GenBank genome assembly
AUGCGACUAACUGUACGCUACUUAUGCUCGAUAGUACGAUAUCGAAGACGAUUUUCUAUCUUACUUCUGAUUAGUGCACUUCUUUUUAUAAUUUUCAUUCUAUCCAUUAUUGACCGUAAUCAUCCAGAAUUAAAUCCAUUACCGAAUUCUGAACAAGAAAUAAAAAUAACUACAGCGCAGAAAGUGAUCCGUGCAAUAUCAACUACAGUCGCACAACAAAAUAGACUGUGGCCACUAGAUGAGCAGGGUCGUUCGUUAAAAAACCAUUUUUUCGUAUUCGAUGCAACAGGCUUUUUCGGUUCUGCUGCAAGUGAAGGUGUUGAAGUCAAAUGUGAAUCAUCAAAUACAACGUUUACAUGGACACGGCAACCGAAUCAAAUGAACAAAGUGGAUUUUGCUAUUUCACACGAUGCACGGCUUCAGCAAGAUUUUCCAUUUGACAAGCUUCAUUUGAACAGCGAACGACAGCAGUAUUCGAUGGCAUUUAUCAUGGAAAGUGAAGCACAUUCAUCUACAGGAGACGCUUGGGCGAAUUACAAUUUUAGAAUGUCUUAUAAUCUCGAUGAUAGCUAUCCUGAACCAGCCACGUACUUCGAUGUUAAUAUACAUAUUAUUGAUCUAUUAACCCCACCGGUAGUGAAGUUCGAGAAAAAAGAAACACGAGCGGAUGUCGUUUGGAUUAUUUCGAAUUGUGAUGCACACAACGGUCGGCAAGGUUUUAUUGAACAGCUGAUGAAGGAAAUCAAAAUUGAUUCGUACGGGCUAUGUCUAAACAAUCGUCAAGGUUAUGGAGAUCGUAUGACUGAUAAUGUUGAAGCCUAUAUGAAAUAUAAAUUUGUUAUAGCUAUUGAAAAUUCGAAUUGUAUUGAUUAUGUAACCGAAAAGUUGGUUAAAGCGGUUGAAUCCGGUUCUGUUCCUAUUGUUGCUGGUCGAAAUGGUCGACCAGAUUAUCGACGGUUUAUGCCUGAUCAUUCCUAUAUCAAUAUAUUCGAUUAUCCAACCGUAAAAGCUCUUGCCGAUGAUCUAAAACGUAUUGCUAACAAUAAAACAUUGUAUGAAUCCUAUCUCUGGUUUAAAAAGCAUAAGAUCAACCUGAGAUUAUUUGCUGAACUAUCGUUAAAUGAAAAAAUCAAACAAUUCACUGGUAUUGUUGGUUCCAAUGCCACUAUGAUCAAAGAUGGCAUCGUAGCAAAAGAAAAAAGUGAAAACAAAAUUUGCAAGCUGAUACGAUUCGUUCGGCAAACACCUUGGCAAGAAAUAGCAACGCAUAAAAGAGCAGCGAGGCCAAAUGAGAACAUAGCUUGUCUACAAAGAGGAAAUAUACUGGAUCAUUUUCGAUCGUCAUUAUCUUCAAAUGGCAGCUCUGUCAAGAAUUAA